AUGCCUCUCGUAGUCCCCGGUCUGCAGUCCAAGGAUGGAAACGGCAGCGACGACUGGAUGAGCAAGUUGAUGGGCAAGAAGCUCGGUGAUCAGCAUGAUGAGGUGACGUUCGCAAAAGCCGAUCUCCCCAAGGAACACCGCAUUCUCAAGCCCGACUCGAUGAAAACUAUGGACCACAAGCCCGAGAGGCUCAAUGUCCAUGUUGAUGAGGACGGUACUGUCAAGGACAUUACGCAUGGCUAG
Messenger RNA from Exserohilum turcica Et28A, 243 nucleotides. RefSeq lists its product as uncharacterized. The transcript is spliced from 2 exons. Bases 1 to 243 code for a protein of 80 amino acids. The record is from RefSeq and is a predicted model, not a curated record. Lineage: Eukaryota; Fungi; Ascomycota; Dothideomycetes; Pleosporales; Pleosporaceae.